Lates calcarifer (barramundi perch) is the source of this 1130-nucleotide messenger RNA. It is a transcript of the gene yipf4, whose product is annotated as Yip1 domain family, member 4. Gene Ontology annotation, cellular component: membrane; trans-Golgi network. Gene Ontology annotation, biological process: vesicle fusion with Golgi apparatus; endoplasmic reticulum to Golgi vesicle-mediated transport. The transcript has 6 exons. Bases 197 to 910 code for a protein of 237 amino acids. The record is from RefSeq and is a predicted model, not a curated record. NCBI's taxonomy places the organism in Eukaryota, Metazoa, Chordata, Actinopteri, Centropomidae.
CCCAGCAUCCUUUACACUUCCUGCUUUCAGCUGCUGUAAUGACAGACGGAUCUAAAACAAAAUGAUAGUCUAACUUUUCUGAUAAACUGUGAUCAAAUGACAGCGUUAUUAACGCCUCCCGUCACCUUUCAGUAACCGCUUAUUUAAAUGUAAUUUCUCUGGACCUGAGGCGUGAGGCAGUGACAGUAGACCAAGGAUGCAGUUCUCUCCCACCAACGGAGAUUUCACGUUCGUCUCCUCGACUGAGGCUGAAGAACUCAGUGGCACCAUCAGUGCCCCAGACAUUAAACUAAACAUGGGCAGUGACAGCGGCAAAGACCCGUAUGCCACCACCUUCCUGAGGCAACGUGGCUAUGGCUGGCUGCUGGAGGUGGAGGAGGACGACAGUGAAGAGAGCAAACCUCUUCUGGAGGAGCUGGACAUUGACCUGAAGGACAUCUAUUACAAGAUUCGUUGUGUACUGAUGCCGAUGCCAUCGCUGGGUUACAACCGACAGGUGGUCAGAGACAACCCAGACUUCUGGGGCCCUCUGGCUGUGGUGCUGCUCUUCUCCAUGAUCUCCAUCUAUGGACAGUUCAGGGUUGUGUCUUGGAUUAUCACCAUCUGGAUAUUUGGAUCACUAACGAUCUUCCUGCUGGCCCGUGUUCUUGGUGGUGAGGUUUCCUACGGCCAGGUUCUUGGAGUGAUUGGAUAUUCCCUUCUGCCUCUCAUCGUCAUAGCCCCUCUGCUCUUGGUGAUCGGGGGAUUUGACGUGGUCUCUACACUAAUCAAACUGUUCGGUGUGUUCUGGGCUGCUUACAGUGCUGCUUCACUGCUCGUUGGAGAUGAAUUUAAAACGAAGAAGCCCCUUCUCAUAUAUCCCAUUUUCCUUUUGUAUAUCUACUUCCUAUCACUAUACACCGGUGUGUGACUGGAUGAGUUGAAACUGUGGACCUUUGAAUGGACAGUGACCCUGGAGUAUGGGGGUAAAAAGUUGAACUACGGAACCAGGAUUUUUUAAAAGGUGUUUAUUUCUUUUUUUAACUCUGUUAAAUUCUAGAUGAUGGGGAUGCUGGGAAUAUAUAUCAAUGUAUAUAGUUUUGUCCAUUUUGUCUUUGGUCAAUAAAAUGCUUAUGUUCUUACAGAUUUAA